AUGCCGCACAAGGGACUCCAAGCUUGUGGUAUGGAACCAAGAAAAGAAUUCUACAUGUCGGAUAACUACUCUAUUGGAUAUGAUCAGAGCAACAACAACUACAAAAUUUUGAGAGAGAGAUUUGGACCGCGUCUUUAUCUACCGUUUGAUGUUAGAAACGAUAUGCAGACUCUAUCUUCUGUUAGAGAAGAGAAGAUUUCAGUGAUGCUUAUGCGCAAGGAUACAAAUGUGAUGGAGGUAUGGAUUACAGAUAAGAUCGAGCCUGAUGCAGCAUCUUGGAAGAAGUUCAUGGUGGUAAAGGAUCAACCAAUCCUGUCUCGAAUAAUGAAACGAUUUGGAAAAGGUUACUUGUAUUGA
Molecule: messenger RNA, 357 nt
Organism: Microthlaspi erraticum
Lineage: Eukaryota; Viridiplantae; Streptophyta; Magnoliopsida; Brassicales; Brassicaceae
Source: the annotation of a GenBank genome assembly